Ananas comosus (pineapple) is the source of this 1413-nucleotide messenger RNA. RefSeq lists its product as uncharacterized. The transcript has a single exon. Lineage: Eukaryota; Viridiplantae; Streptophyta; Magnoliopsida; Poales; Bromeliaceae. The record is from RefSeq and is a predicted model, not a curated record. Bases 272 to 1186 code for a protein of 304 amino acids.
AAGGAAGGAUCACUCUUUUAAAGUUUGUUCCCAAUAAACUUAUUGGUGGAUUCAGAAUAACAAAUCCACUGCACCACCUUUUUAUCUUUUAUAAACAAGUUGUUGGAACAGCAGGUGACUUAUCCCACAUCUCACCCAACAUCCAAAAAAAAAAAAAAAAAAAAAAAAAAAANAAAAAAAAAAAAAAAAAACAAGAAACUUAAACAGCAAACCAAUUGGCUAGCUCACAAUUUAGUCCAAACCCUUCAACACAAACACUCAAAACAACAAAAUGGGGAAGGCAAUGAAGAUCAUAAGGAGAUCAAUCCAUGUCUUCUUCAAGAACUACCACCCCGCCGCCUCGGCCGCCGCCCUUCUGGCCUUGCCCUACUCCGUCGCCGCCCUCCUCUCGCACUCCUCCGCCAUCUCUUCCUCCUCCGCCGCCGUCUCCCGCCGCCUCCACGCCAUCUUCGAGGCCUCGGGCUUCCCCGCCUCCUCGCGCUUCUUCUCCCUCCUCAACCUCAGGCUCUCGCAGGCCGUACUCGCCUUCGCCUCCACCCUCCCCUUCUCCCUCACCUUCCUACUCCUCGCGAAAGCCCACGCAAUCCAAGCCGUAAACAACAACCCCCCCUAUCGUCGGAGACCUCCGCUGUCGCCGCUUUCUCUCUACCCUUCUCUCCUCAGCACCUACGUAUUCGCCGCAUUCGCGACACUCGCGGCGAAUGCCGCCAUUUUCUCUCUCUUAUUCUUGGCAUUCAGCACUGUGGAGAUCCUCACUCUCUCUCCAGCCAACUUCACACUGGCCUUCUCAAUCCUAGGCAUCAUUCUAUACUCAGUGCUGCUCACCAACACAAUCAUAGCAUGCAACAUGGCCAUAGUGAUAGCAUGCAUGGAAGAGAGGUGCAGUGGAUGUGUGGCUUUCCUGAGAGCACUUGUGCUCAUCAAGGGGCGCGCCGCGACCGCAAUCGCCGUGGCCUUGCCCGCAACCCUGGGCCGAGUUGCGAUCGAAGCCUUGUUCCGACUCAGAGUGGCGAGGCCCGGGUUCGGCGCCUCGACCCUCUGCGAAGGAUUGCUGAUUGGUUACAUGUACUCCACCCUCAUUGUUGUUGAUACUGUGGUCACUUGCAUGCUUUACAGGAGCUGUGUGAGAAGCCAAUCUCAGUAUGAAGGCUUAGAAGCAGAGGAAAAGGGUGCUUUGCAUGCUUGAGAGAAAAUUAAGCACCUCUCUUUGGCUUAGGUUGAUGCUUUAGAAGCACUUUUCUUUAUGUUUCAAUUUAUUUUUUAUUUUGUUUUCUGCGAAAGAUUGUGAGAUUGUGAAGCUGGACAUAAAUAGAGUAAGUUGAAUUAUUAAGAUUGAUUAGUUUUUGAUUGGGGGAGGUGAUUUUAAUGCUAGAGUUGUGUAAUUUUGCUGCUCAAGAGAAGAGUUUUUUUUUU